AUGGAUUCUGAAGAUGAUAUGCACGAUGCCAACGAUCUUGAGUCUCUCGAUGACGAUUUCUACAGUGGCGAAACCGAAGAUGCUCCCAUGGAUUACUACACCGACUACGAUGAUGACGCUGAUGAUUACUUUGAUGAUGGCGAUGAUUCUGACCCCGCCGACUCUCGCAGACCUGAGCAAAAUUUCACCAUAUUGAAGGAAUCAGAUAUCCGGCAACGGCAGGAAGAUGAUAUCAGUAGAGUAGCAGCUGUUCUUUCUAUACCACGAGUUGCCGCAAGUAUCCUACUUCGUCAUUAUAAUUGGAGUGUUAGUAAAGUUAAUGAUGCUUGGUUUGCUGAUGAAGAACAAGUUCGAAAAACAGUUGGUUUGUUGGAGAAGAAAGUUUAUGAGAAUCCUGAUGCCAACGAGCUUACUUGUGGGAUCUGUUUUGAAGUUUAUCCUCCUUCUAAGAUCCAAACUGCUUCUUGCGGCCAUCCAUAUUGCUUUUCAUGCUGGGGAGGAUAUAUUGGAACUUCAAUUAACGACGGUCCAGGAUGUUUGAUGCUGAGAUGUCCUGAUCCCUCUUGCGGUGCUGCUAUUGAUCAAGAUAUGAUUAAUCUUUUAGUAUCUGAUGAAGACAAAGAGAAGUAUGACCGUUACCUUCUUAGAUCUUACAUUGAAGACAAUAAGAAGACCAAGUGGUGUCCUGCUCCUGGUUGCGAGCAUGCAGUUAAUUUUGACGCUGGCAGUGGAAGUUAUGAUGUAUCUUGCCUCUGUUCAUACAGCUUUUGCUGGAAUUGCACCGAAGAGGCUCAUCGUCCAGUGGAUUGUGGCACUGUGUCAAAGUGGAUUUUGAAGAACAGCGCUGAAUCGGAAAACAUGAACUGGAUACUUGCUAACUCAAAGCCGUGUCCCAAGUGCAAGAGACCGAUUGAAAAAAACCAAGGGUGCAUGCAUAUGACAUGUACUCCACCUUGUAAAUUUGAAUUUUGCUGGCUAUGCCUUGGUGCAUGGACAGAUCAUGGUGAAAGGACUGGUGGCUUCUAUGCUUGCAAUCGUUAUGAAGCAGCUAAACAAGAAGGGGUGUAUGAUGAAACUGAAAAAAGAAGAGAAAUGGCAAAGAAUUCAUUGGAGAGGUACACACAUUAUUAUGAGCGGUGGGCUAGCAACCAAUCUUCAAGGCAAAAAGCUCUUGCUGAUCUACACCAGAUGCAAACUGUUCAUAUUGAGAAGCUCAGUGAUACACAGUGCCAACCUGAGUCACAGCUUAAGUUCAUAACUGAGGCCUGGUUACAGAUAGUUGAGUGCAGGCGGGUAUUGAAGUGGACAUAUGCAUAUGGAUUCUAUUUAGCGGAGCAUGAACAUGCGAAAAAGCAGUUCUUUGAGUACUUGCAAGGUGAGGCAGAAUCAGGUUUAGAGAGACUUCAUCAAUGUGCCGAAAAGGAACUCCAAGUAUUCCUCAAUGGUGAUGGCCCAUCUAAAGAUUUCAAUGAUUUUCGCACAAAGCUAGCUGGAUUGACCAGUGUGACUAGAAACUACUUUGAAAACUUGGUUCGGGCAUUAGAGAAUGGUUUAUGUGAUGUGGAUAGCAAUGGAGCUGCUUCCAGUAAAGCAACUGGUUCAAAAAAUGCUGCAGGGAGUAGCAAGGGAAGAGGCGGACGAGGAAAGGGGACUAUUCGAGCUAGCAUGUCCAGCAGAAUUACUGAUGAUAAUCAUUGGUCUUGUGAGCAAUGUACCUAUGCAAAUGUCAGAUCUGCCACCGCAUGCCAGAUGUGCAAUCAACCACGUCGAUGA
Messenger RNA from Lathyrus sativus (Indian pea), 1773 nucleotides. The record is from the annotation of a GenBank genome assembly. NCBI's taxonomy places the organism in Eukaryota, Viridiplantae, Streptophyta, Magnoliopsida, Fabales, Fabaceae.